Messenger RNA from Penicillium verhagenii, 1212 nucleotides. RefSeq lists its product as uncharacterized. Gene Ontology annotation, molecular function: O-methyltransferase activity. NCBI's taxonomy places the organism in Eukaryota, Fungi, Ascomycota, Eurotiomycetes, Eurotiales, Aspergillaceae. The record is from RefSeq and is a predicted model, not a curated record. The coding region runs from base 1 to 1212 and encodes 403 amino acids. The transcript is spliced from 5 exons.
AUGGCGACUCAAGACUUUGAAGAUAUCUCCACCAUUUCAGCAGCCACGACGGCCUCUGUUGACACCUAUAAAGAGACUCGGAAUGAAAAUGACCGACAACUUUCUCUUGAAAAUGCUAGAGCUCUUGUCCGAGCCCUCGAAAACCCGGCCGAUGCAAUCUUCAAACUCUUUCUGCUGCCAACGGUGCUUAUGGCUGUCAAGACUGCCUCUGACUUGGGAAUCUUCGCUGUAUUGUCUCCAUCGACCACCUUUGUCACCUGCCAACAACUAGCUACCCAAGAGAGUGCAGAUAUCCAUCUCGUUGAGCGAAUCAUGCGAGUCCUUGUAUACAAUGGGUUUGCAGCAGAGCACGGUCCAAGCCAAUAUUUGCCCACUCCGUGGACACACCAAAUGACAGUGAGAGAAACACUCGGAACAAUGGAUUCACUGUUCAUCGACUUUCCACCCAUCAUUCACAAAACUCCAGACUUUCUCAAGAGCAUCAACUAUCAGAACCCGGGAGAUCCUAAUAACGGACCCCUUCAAUACGCCUACAAGACAUCCGGGACAUGUUGGGAUUGGCUGGGAGAGAAUCCAGAGGCUUUAAGUCGCUUCAAUACAUUUAUGGAAGGGACACGGGCUGGUACCGCUCAUUGGGCAGACUGGUUCCCUGUUCAGAAAGAGCUUUUAGAUGGAACUGUGGCCGGUCGCCCACUUCUCGUUGAUGUAGGUGGAGGGCGUGGCCAUGAGUUAGCUGGCUUCAAGGAGAGGUUUCCAUCAGCGAUGGGGGGACUAGUGCUCGAAGAUUUGCCGUCGAUCAUUGAUGACAUUGAACAGCUCGAUGACAGUAUUCAGAGAGUCAAGCAUGACUUCUUCACACCUCAACCUGUCAAAUAUGCCCGUGUGUAUUACUUGAAACACAUUAUGCACGAUUGGUCCGAUGGUAAUUGCAGAAUCAUUCUUGGCCAUAUUACUGCUGCUAUGGAAAUGGGUUACUCCAAGAUCUUGAUCGAAGAUCACAUCGUUCCUGAUCAAAACGCCGGAUCCCGAGACACAUUGGUUGACAUGAUUGUCAUGGUCUGGUGCCCAGGGAUAGAACGAACGCGCCAGCAAUGGAGAGACUUACUGAAGUCGACAGGACUAGUGGUUACAAAUUUCUGGUUGACAGAGGGCCACAGCAGGGGCAUCAUUCAAGCAGAGCUACUGGGCAAACCAGGGAAAUUAUUCCAUUGA